AUGGACCAUGGAUUGGGAAUGGGGUCUUACUCAAAGAUGCACCGAGUGAAACCUGUAGGUCAUCUAAACUCAUUCGUUCUCACAAUUGCCAGUGUGUUCAUAUUUGUGUUUAUGCUGUUGCUUUCAAAGGACUUGCUGCAUGUUCAAGCAAAUGACAUUGAAAUUUUAAAACAAGUUUGCGAUUCGUUUGAAGAAUGCAAUGGUUUCAAUAGUAAUGGAUGGUUAAAAACAUCAGUAACGUCUUAUCAACAUGGAGAAACAGAUCUUUAUAUUAAGCAACCCAAUUAUAAAGUCCUUAAGAAAACUGCACAAUCACCAAAUGAUUAUCGCGAGAUGGUGAAUAAUUUAAAGGUUUACAUUUACGAAACGAAGAUAGGAACGGACCACCACCCGCACAGAGUAGGGGGGUAUGCUGUGGAACGUGUUUUCCAAGAAUUACUUGAAAAAUCAAACUUUCGAACACAGCAUCCAAACUUGGCCACAUUUUUCUUCAUUCCAAUUCGAUGUUCAUCAUAUAUCCUUGAUUACCCAACGGAGCAUGAAGGCCUAAUGGAAGCUAAAAGAGUUACCGCGAAUAUUCUUCAUGAAAUACAAACCCAAUACCCGUAUUGGUCCCAGUCCAGUGGUGCCAAUCAUUUUUAUAUUUGUUCACAUGAUGUUGGCGCCAAGGUUGCUGAAGGAUUGAUGAAAAAUGCAAUAGGAUUAGUCAGCACUGCAGAUUAUGAUGACCCUUACUUUAUUCCUCACAAGGACAUAAGCAUUCCCCCCACCCCAUCUAGUGGCUUAUCAAACAUACACUUAAUUGGUAAGGGUGGGGCACUUGUAGACGUAAGGGGAAGGAAUAUACUUGCUUUCUUUGCUGGGGAUAUUACAAGUGGCCGAAUCCGUCCGCUAGCGUGGCGAACAUGGUAUUCAGAUCAAGACAUAGAAAUCAUAAAUCGUAUCUUGAAACCGUCAGCUUACAUCGAAAAACUGAAAAAAGCAAAGUUUUGUCUCAUUUUCCGUGGAAAAGAGGGGUGGUCACCUAGACUAGUGGAAGCAAUUAGCAUGGGGUGCGUGCCAGUGAUUAUAUCUGACCAUUACCAUCUACCAUUACAAGGGAUUGUAGAAUGGAGUAAGAUUGCUAUCAUUUUACCAGAAGCACAGAUAUCUGAUUUAAAAAAGGUCUUACUUCUGGUAUCAAGCACACAGUUAUAUGAAAUGCAGCAAUACAUAAAGUCAGUCUAUCAUCAUUUCAUAUGGAAUUACCCAGCGCAACCUAAUGAUGCUUUCCACUCAGUUAUGUUACAAUUGUGGAAAAGAAGACACGUUGUUAAGUAUAGAACAAAUUUAUAAUGCUCUGCAGAUGCCAGAUUGCUAUUCUAUUUAAUGCUCUGCAGAUGCCAGAUUAGAACAAAUUUAUAAUGCUCUGCAGAUGCCAGAUUGUUAUUCUAUGAAUAAUUAAUAGUGUUAUGUUUUUAUAUAACAUCUUGUUAAGCGGGUAUUUGUAAAACUUAAAAAAAUAACAAACAAAGAAAGUGAUCUUCUAGCAAUUGAUUGUUUUCUGAUCGUGAAAGGGUUACGUUUCAUCUGCCAUACGACGAGACUUUAUCAGGGUUAAGUGUCUUAUCCAAGGACAUAUAUCUGGUGCUGUGGCAUAGUGGUUGGCGUGCCUGCCUGUAGCCUAGAAGUUACAGGUCCAAGCUUGACAGUGCUAUCGUUGUGGGCGUAUGUGUCCUUGGACAAGACACUUAACAGCAAACCCCGGUAAUGUAUGGUAGUCCUUUAAAAACAUAAAAACAAACAAUUGCCAAAACAUCCCUUUCACUCUAAUAAUACAUCUUACUGCAACAGCAUAUACAAACGUAUAUUUUGUUUGUUUUUUUACAUCAGAUCAAAACCCUCCCUACUCCCCAAUUGUUGUUGUGUUUAUUAUUUCUAUGUUCCUUAUCAUAAGUGUUAUGAGUUUCAAGUGCAUUUUCCAUAAACAUAAUAGUUAGGUUUACAUAGAAGCACAAAUAUAUACUUGUAUUGAUCCUUAAAUGAAAGCAGCCUACAUUUGUACAACUUGGUAUGUGUUAAAUAUAUGACCAAUGCUUCUCGUAUUUUUCUACUCGAGCGCCAUUUUUUUAUUUCAAAUUAAAACCUAAAGUUUAGAAAACAAUUUAUUAUGUUUAUACUGUAAAGUUAUUUGAUUCUAUUGCAUACGGGAGAUCCUACAGCAUGUAGAAAAGUAUUAAAAAAGUAUGUGUUCUCUUAAGUCGCUAGGCAUGCGUGUCUAAGUGCUAGCAUAAAAAUUGGCAAAAAUGUCAAAUACUGAAUGUGCAUCCCUAAUGCAUAUACCCUAUAUGAGCCAUAUCAAUAUAUAAAACACCAUACAACAGCAUUUCUUGCCAAUUUUUCUCAAAUACCCAUUUUUUACUAAACUUAAACAUGAAAUUAUUUACAUAAAUCAAAACGCUUUACUGUGAAUUUAAAAAUGAUUUUUAAAAACUUGUGUUUUCUGCUUUACCGUGAUUUUUGCUGUUGCAAUUGCUCCCUUUGUGCCAUUUUGCUGCCGAUUUGCUAUUUUCAUAAGAGCUUAUAUGUUUAUAGGUAUAUUACGUAUAGUUUGUAUAAUAUGUAAAGUACUCAGUUUUGACAAGUAUGAUUUAAAGGUUUAAAACCUAUGUUGCUAUUACAAUAAAACCUAAUUUUAAAUUGGUCAAA
Molecule: messenger RNA, 2688 nt
Organism: Ciona intestinalis (vase tunicate)
Lineage: Eukaryota; Metazoa; Chordata; Ascidiacea; Phlebobranchia; Cionidae
Source: RefSeq, a predicted model, not a curated record